This is a messenger RNA of Trypanosoma rangeli, 2190 nucleotides long. RefSeq names its product SNF1-related protein kinase. The record is from RefSeq and is a predicted model, not a curated record. The transcript has a single exon. Gene Ontology annotation, cellular component: cytoplasm. Lineage: Eukaryota; Euglenozoa; Kinetoplastea; Trypanosomatida; Trypanosomatidae. Gene Ontology annotation, biological process: protein phosphorylation; intracellular signal transduction. Gene Ontology annotation, molecular function: ATP binding; protein serine/threonine kinase activity. Bases 1 to 2190 code for a protein of 729 amino acids.
AUGGCUCAACGGUUUGGGCCCUACCAUGUCGGUGAGACGAUUGGUCGUGGUACAUUUGGCAAAGUCAAGUUGGCCGUACACGAACCUACAGGAACGCAGGUGGCACUAAAAAUUAUCCCUCGAAAGGUCAUGGAUCAGGACGUACGUUCUAAUACAAAGAUUACGCGGGAAAUCACGGUUCUGAAGGUUCUUAGGCAUCCAAAUAUUGUGCGGCUUUACGAUGUGGUGCAAACGACGCAUGAUAUCGUUCUCUUCAUGGAAUACGUGUCUGGUGGAGAGCUGUUUGAUUACAUUUGUCGCAAAGGACGUUUGACAGAGGACGUUGCGCGUUCUAUUUUCCAGCAAAUUGUGGCUGGGGUAGCGUACUGUCAUCGGUACCAAGUGGCCCACCGUGAUCUAAAACCGGAGAACAUCAUGAUGGAGCAGGGUUCAACGAGAAUAAAACUUGGUGACUUUGGCCUAUCGUCUGUUUUUCGAGACGGCUGCUUCUUUGAGACAAGCUGUGGAACACCGAACUACGCCUCCCCAGAGGUGGUGAGUGGGAAACCGUACGCAGGACCAGAGACAGAUGUGUGGAGCUGUGGUGUGGUUCUUUACACCAUGGUGGUAGGGUGUCUUCCGUUUGAUGAUUGCAAUGUGGGAAAUCUUUUUAAAAAGAUUCAGACAGCCAAUUAUACCAUACCGGGCACACUCUCGGAGGAAGUUACAGAUCUUUUGAAGCGUAUGCUGGUAGUCAACCCUUUGGAACGUGCUACAAUGGAGCAAGUUAUGCGUCACCCGUGGGUUCUCCCCGCUUUUCCGUCUCAUCUUCUUGCCCUUCACUACGACACUAUCAUUGAUCACCUCACCUUUGGGAAGACAGUGUUAGCAACUGAACGCAAAUUGGACAAGAGUAUCGUCGCAGAGGUUGCUGCAAGUUUUCACAUGUCAGUUCCGGAGGUGGCAGCUAUUAUCGCUGUGCAAGAAAAACAAAAGUCCCCUUUAUUUAGUAUCAACUCAGCCAUAUGCGCAAAAGAAGCGGUACGCAAACGUUAUCCUGCCUCGGAGUUUUUUGAAAAAUCUGCAAAUGUGGUAGAUGCAAAACUGUGGCCAGCACCACUUAUUAUACCGUCUGCAGAGCACGCACUUCGUGAUAAGGACCACGAUUUACAUGUAUCGUACCAUAUCCUGCUGCACAAGAAGGAUCUUAUCUUGUUAGAGAACUUAUCCAACACCGAGGUGGGGUACGAAGCAGCGAACUCGUUUAUGUUAACACUCUCCACAAGUCAUGGAUACGGUUCACUCAAUGCGAAUUCAUUACACCAUGUAUCCCUGGGAAUGAGUAAUGCGUCUUGGAGUUUGCAACAGACAACCCACAAGGGGGGUCCGCAAACUAUACGCGUUAACAAGGAGGGUGGGAUCGCUUUUUGUGGUUCCCUACCUGCCUAUGUGCAGCCGGAGCAGCUGCUAAAAGGAGACGUAGAUGUAUACAUGGAGGGUUACAAUCAUAUUGUGGAAACCUGUAUUCUGCUGACAUCUUCCCGCUCCAAGCACACAAUUCUGGGAAAGUUGCUGGGGGUGGUGGAACGCCCCAUGACGGCGAUCAAACCAGAUAGGCCACUUUCAAAAACGCCAAUCAAGAACCGAACUAGUGGCGGAACUCUCCUCCAGCCUCUUCUUAAACCUAUGGCAGGGAAGGAUAAUCAUAAUUCUGGGACUACCUCGGCUGAUAGAGUGCUACUUCAACCCGUUUCCACCACCAAAAAGGGGAAAGACAAACGAAAUGACAAUGAUGACACGCGUUCUUCUAUGUGUGAGAGUGACAUUGCUUUUUCGUUGCCUUUGGCGCCAGGUGUACUCCAGUGUGACACAGUGGCACGUUUUGGAAACGACUUUGUGCGAAACGGCGUGCUGUUUUCUCACAGUGACAGUUCAACGACACUGAAGCACGUUUACAAUGCCAUGGAGGAAGAGGGUUUCUUAUGGAAAGGUAUUCAGCCCUUUGCUUUUGCCGCUGUGCUUCACCCAUCUGUGAAACUGCAGAUAAGGAUCUACAAGGUGACUGCUGAGGAGCAGGUUGUCGAUGUAAAAGUGUCCUCGCAGGGUGGCAUGCAUGCAUGCGAUAAGGCGGUGAAACUUUUGGAGCGGCUGCGGCGGAAAGCUGUUGCACAUACAGCGAAAAAAAUUGAAGGGGGACAUGACCGCACAUGA